Molecule: messenger RNA, 637 nt
Organism: Rhipicephalus sanguineus (brown dog tick)
Lineage: Eukaryota; Metazoa; Arthropoda; Arachnida; Ixodida; Ixodidae
Exons: 3
Coding region: 1-582 (193 amino acids)
Source: RefSeq, a predicted model, not a curated record
AUGAGCUGCUCCGACUGGAUGGACUUUGAACGCGAGCUCCCACGAAGAAGCGACACGCUAUGCGUCGUUACGGACAAGCACAAUUUGCAACUCUACGGCCGUGAGCUCAGGUCCCUGGGCCCAGGGAAGCCCAACGUAUCAGCCCUGGUGCAGAGCGUACUGGGAGUCAAGGUGGAGGCUGUCGGCGAGGAGACGCUUCCAAUGGUCGUGCGAUACGACGAGCGUGUCUUUGGCUGCUGCCGUCAGAAGUACGUCGAGCUCUCCUUGGCCGAGGCGGACGUGUGCGCGGCGGUGGCGCGGCGCGGCUCGAAGAGGGUGUGCGGCUACGGGUUCUCGUCGGGCGACAUCUACGGGAACCGCAUCGUGCGCGGCAUCUUCGCCGACUCGGAAGAAAUCGCCGAGGCGCUCAUGGCGUACGUGCUGCAGGACGCGUCCGUCGCCACCGUCAUCGUGCACAUGAAAGACGCGGAGGAGGCGUACUUCGAGAAGAACAUUGGCCUGAAGCGCUCCUCCGACAUCAAGACGCUCUUUCGCUGGCCCUUCAGGGGCGGAGACUUCACAAGGAUAUACGCCAUCGGCUAAGUAGAGCUGGCUCCGAGCCGCAUUAAAGAAGUGUAUCCGUGCCUACGUUCCAUGC